GUCGGUGUCCUCUCCCUGAGACGGUUCCGUGUGUGUGGAGUCCUGUUCUCGAGACGUUUUUUACUCCUAUUUCGUCCCGAGAGAAACGCCCUUUUAUUUCACUCAUUUCUCUGCGUCUUUUUUCUUUUCUUUUUCGUAGUGUUUCGAUUUCGAUGGUGUCCCUCGUUUUGAAAUGUCAUGUGGUCGCCUUCUGAUGCGCAGUUGUUUGCAAGUGUCUCAACAGUGUAUCAGUUGGUGUCAGAUAUCAUCGGUGUCGUUUUACCAGUUCUUAACAACGCCACUCUCCGGUCAGCCCGUGUUUGACUGAGGUUGUUUUGGCGGAACUCCAAUAACAUUCACUGACCGUCAUCACUGCGGGUCCAGCUCCUUUCACUGCCCCGACCAGCCCGUCCUCUGUUCGUCUGUCUGUCUGGUUCUCCAUUUUAUCUCCGUUUCUCUUUAUCUUUUUUCCUUUUGAAUUUGUUUCUCUCGCUUUGUCUUUAGUUCAUGUAUCUUUAUUCUGCACGUAGGGUGUGUCUCCUUAUUCUUCCUUCCUAGUGCCCUUUCUCCCUCUCUUUCCUCCCCCUCCCCCCUCCUACCUCCGCUCUGCCCCAGCCCCUUCUCCUUGGCACUGCCCCGAGAGUUUUAAUAGCGGGGUCGUGCAGUGGACCUCGGCUCGGUCGUACGAAACGUCGUGCAGAGGAGGUCGUGUUUCCUGCGCGUCCCUUUCGAUAUCUUGUCUCGAUGACGAUGGCGGACGUGAAGACAUCGUGACUGGACUUCCAAGAAAAGAUAGUAUGCAAUAACGCCUCUCGAAAGCAAAGGCACUCUCACUUCUGCUUCUGCUAGGAUUUCCUGCCGUGCCUGCGGCCAAGAGCUGUGCCAAUAUUACAAAAGAGAAGAGAAAGUAAGCCAAAAGGAAAAGAAGGGCUAUCGCUAAAUAGUAAAAUAAAUAGGAAUAACACGCAAGAAACAAAGAAACAGAAAGGAUUCGAAGAAAAGGAGGGAUUCCCCUUCCGCUCUCUAGAAAUCGCUCGAAGGAGGAGCAACAGCAGCCCGAAGAUGAGCCUGUGGGCCCUCAGCUCGGCCAGUCUACACCUGCAGAAUCUGUGCCGAAGAAAGGGCGCCGAGGACCCCCGCACGCACCGCGCCGCCAGGGACAGUCGCCGUGACAAUGCAACCCCCAUCGAGACCCAACAUGCUCCUGAUGGCGAUGACGCUGACGGUGAUGGCUCUGAUACCCGGUUCCCUCGCGGUGCCGGCCAGGGAACGCCCCCUCAAACCCUGUCCCGAUGGCUUCCAAGCAGUGGUAGUGGACGGCAAGCAGGACUGUGUGUGCGCCGACUACCACGUGUACUGGCCCCACACCGGUCUAUGCUACCCGGAGUUCACGAGGGGGCCUUGUGGUCGGGGCCAACAGCUGGCGGCUAAUGACACGGGACAUGCUGAGUGCAGGUGCCCCGGCUUCUGGGCGCGGUACAAGGACGGCGCCUGCUACCAGGAGUACACGCAGGGCCCGUGCCAGGUGGGGGAGCUGUUCAUGGGGCGCACGGCGGGCGGCGAGGGCUUCUGCUCCUGCUCGCCUGAGAUGGUCAUGCACUACUUCCGCACCGACGGCCGCUGCUACCCGCUGUACGAGCAGGGCCCCUGCCCCAAGGGCCACCUGCUCAAGUUCGACUACCGCACGCUGGAGCCCGUGUGCGAGUGCCGCGACGGCUUCAUGCUCGAGGACGACGGCGUGUGCUACGAGCUGAACACGGCCGGCCUCUGCGACCAGACCAAGUGCCUGGACGGCGGCAUCAACUGCUACGUGCGCAACCUGGACACCCUCAAGACCGAGUGCACGUGCCUGCCCGGCAACGUGACCACAGCUGACGGCCACUGCUUCCAGCCGUACUCGCGCGGCCCGUGCCCGCUCGGCAACUGGCUGGUGUUCUCGGAGCCGGGCGUGGCCGUGUGCGAGCGCAAGACGCAGUGCGCCCGCUUCGACAACUGGUUCUUCUGGACGCCCGACCAGCGCUGCUACCGCCAGUACUCGCGCGGCCCCUGCCCCGAGGGCCAGCUCUUCUACCUGGACCUCAACACCGGCGUGUCCGGCUGCCACUGCCGCCGCGACUGGACGCCCUACUACUGGGCCGAGGACGGUCAGUGCUACGAGCAGCACUCCGUGGGCCCCUGCCCCGCCGGCAUGUACUUCAGCUUCAACCAGACGUCCGGCCAGACCGAGUGCAACUGCUUCACCUCGCACGUGCUGCACGAGGAGUCCCAGACGUGCUACGAGCGCCUGACCCGCGGCCCUUGCCCCGAGGGCCAGCUGGUGACGGAGGACCCCGCCACGGGCCGCAUGACCUGCGACUGCCACGCCGGCAUGAGCACCCACUACUGGAGCCGCGACGCCAGCUGCUACCAGCACUUCCUGCAGGGGCCGUGCGCCUCGGGCCAGACCUUCCGGCUGGACCCCGUGGCAGGCACCCCGGCCUGCAUCACCUGGGGCUGAGCGCUCAGCCUCCGGCAGCGCAGUGAGGGCCCAGCGCCUCCGGCCCCCGAGAUUGCGCCGCCAAGUCUGCUUCCUUUUGUGUUCUAAACGAUGUCAUUUAUUCUCUGCUUCAUUACCUAAAAACAUCUACGUUACAUGGCCAAUAUGCACUUAAUCCUUAAGAGAUACACUCCAAUAUGUAUAUGUGUAUGUAUGUAUAUAUAUAUAUA
This is a messenger RNA of Penaeus indicus, 2685 nucleotides long. RefSeq lists its product as uncharacterized. The coding region runs from base 1154 to 2476 and encodes 440 amino acids. NCBI's taxonomy places the organism in Eukaryota, Metazoa, Arthropoda, Malacostraca, Decapoda, Penaeidae. The record is from RefSeq and is a predicted model, not a curated record. The transcript has 3 exons.